Molecule: messenger RNA, 1634 nt
Organism: Salvia splendens (bonfire salvia)
Lineage: Eukaryota; Viridiplantae; Streptophyta; Magnoliopsida; Lamiales; Lamiaceae
Product: nodulin homeobox
Exons: 3
Coding region: 644-1129 (161 amino acids)
Biological process (GO): flower development
Molecular function (GO): single-stranded DNA binding
Source: RefSeq, a predicted model, not a curated record
GGAAGUGAUACUGUGUUAUCUGUCAUUAUAUCAAGCAGAUGGCAUUGCUCUAUUUUUUUGUUAAUUGUCAAAAGUCCUAUAUUACACUUAUAAUUGGAUUUGUGUGCUGAUUGAUGCAAGACAACAAACAUAAACGGAUGGAAAGAAAAUCCUUAUUUUGACUUGGUUGCUUUACUAGCGACUUUAUUCUCUGUGGUUUUUUUCCACUGCAUCAUGUAACAGUAUGUUUGUUUUCGCUUUCCUUUUUUUGCUUUAAGUUGCUUUUGGUUGCUUCUCAUUUUUCAUUCUCAAUAUUAUGAGAUUUGCAGUCAGGUUUAAAAGUAUUUUAACAAGUUUUUUUGUAGUUAUCCUGACAACCUUUGUGCAUAAUUUCCUCUAGUUUUCUGUAACAGCAGUUGCUAAUGUUUUUGCAUAAACCACAACUUUCUAAGAUCAUAAACUCACCCAUCAUUUGUAUGAUAUGAGCUACUUAAAGCUUUAUAGGUUUUUUAGUUCCACCUCUCCAGAGCCCUUUAACCUUUAACCUUUAAUAACUUUGAUUCACAGCUCCUUAUCUUCACAUUAAUCCUAGCUCAUUCUCAACAUCUGGCAACAUAUUUUUUACGUGUGUUAUGAUGUGGUUAUAUGCGUAUACAUCCUCAGUAUGCCCCUUAAUUCAUAUAUCAUCAUAUGUUUUCUUCAGAUAUUGCUUGAAGAUAUGAAGAUAUCAGAACAACUGAUUGACCUGGUCUUUUAUCUGUUGUUUGUAGAUAUGUACUUACUACUUCGUAUCCAGGAAUCUCACACCAUUCCCAAUGACAUGGUUCUUCUUCAUGCGGCUCUCCUAGCUGGCAGUCUACAAUUGUUGACAGUCAUUGUUUCUCCACAUUACCAAGAGGUUGCUCAAGCACUGACUGCGUAUUACAAGGUGUACAUAUUCAAAGAGGCAGCAUUUGCUGCAGUUUGUGUAGAUGUCAAGUAUCUGCAGACCAACGAUUCAUCUAGAAGUGCAUCCCCUACUAGUGAAGAGACCUUGAAUCAUCUCUGGCAGCAGUGUGAUUCUUCUCUUCAAUUUCUACAGCCCCUGUGUCAGCAAAAGUUGUUCCGGGAAUGCAUUGUUAACAACCAGGUUAUUUAUAAGUCAAUUUGAGUCCCGAAUCGUUCGUUCUGCAUCGGAAGAUCAUUUAGUCCAUGUAAAACCUCUCUGGCUUAACCUAGCUUAACCUAUGGAUAUCAGUCAUCCUUUUCCAUAAAAUGUUAAGUGCAUCUGUUUUUAUCAUAAUCAUAUCCGUUGUCUUCUUGAUAAGUUUUUAAUGAAGUUUGUUUCUUCUUGCAGGAGCUUGGGAAGGGGUGGACUGCAGAGCAACUAGCUUCCUGUGUUGGACUCGGCCCUGAUGAAAAAAGGAGUAGCUCUACUUCUCAUCUUUGUAGUCGUCAAAAUCCUGGUCUUUGAGGAUUCUUGUAACUCUACUUCUCAUCUUUUUCGGGUGUUAUUCAAACCCGUAUAUACUCAACUUGAGAUGUUUCCUACUUAUACAUGAGUGCCUAGCUGCUAUUUUUUCUCAUUCAUGCCUGAUAUGUUGAAUUUUAAAGAGAAUUUAAAUGUUAAUUGACAUGUUAUGAUUAAGAGUAAAUUUUCGAGAGGUUGUCUGUCA